UAUGAACAGGAGAACCAUACUGACCUUAACUAGUUGCAAUUUUGCAAUGACCUAUUUGAUUGGUAGUAUUGCGUAAAAGGUUCGAAACUGAGCCAAUCAAAAUCUAUGUUAAAUCGGAGUGUGUUUCAUAGUUACAGUGUUCAGAUAAAGACAGUUUGUCACCGGAAAAUUGUGUCAACUAACUUCAUAAAAAUCAAGACAGUCUAGAACAGGUUUGAGAUUGACAAAGUGAGAGAAAGAAAUCAAAAUGGAGCAAGCCGUGCAGCAACAAAUUUUAAAGGCAGCGGAGAUUGUCGAAGAUCAAGUAGAUGCAGAGAUUCAGCGUCUUGAAACAAUGGACGAAGAUGAGUUGGAGAUCCUUCGUAGAAAACGUCUUGAAACCAUGAAGAAAGAUCAACAGCGCCGUCAAGAUUGGCUUGCGGUCGGACAUGGGUCUUACACCGAGCUACCAGAUGAGAAGGCAUUCUUUAACGAGUGCAAGAAAAGUGACAGUGUCGUUUGUCAUUUCUAUCGAGACAGCGCUUUCAGGUGUAAGAUUGUGGACAAACAUCUGCAAAUUUUAGCACCAAAACACAUGGAAACACGUUUUCUGAAGAUCAAUGUUGAGAAGAGCCCAUUUCUUGCAGAGAGAUUGAAGAUUGUUGUGAUCCCAACUAUUGCUCUGAUUAGUGGCGGACAAACCAAGGACUACAUUGUGGGUUUUGAUGAUCUCGGUGGCAAAGACGAUUUCAAGACUGAGAUGUUAGAGUGGCGUCUAGGCUGUGCCGGGGUCAUCAAAUACAACGGCAACUUGUCAGAGCCUCCCACAGCUGGUUCCUCGAAAAGCAAGAAAUCGCUCUUAGGACCUCAGAAGAAAAAGACGAUACGAGGAGGAAUGGAUGAUGAUUCAGACUCUGAUCUUGAAUGAAAUUAAUCACUUUCUGAAAUCCAGACUUCUGAGAUGUUUAAGUGGCAGCAGUUUUGCCAUUGUACUUGUGUUACACACUCAGAUAUUUGUGUCAAUUAAUAAUAAAUCAAGUCCAGUGAAUGAUGUCCCUUGUAUAGCAGAGCAAAAUGUAGCAGUUGCUACAAACAAUUCAUCAUUUGCUACUCACCAUUACCAUUCAUUGUGCACAAAAUCUGUUCAGUCUCAAUAUUUAUGUAAACUAGCUGAGCAAAGUUAUUUCCUAAAGUAUGUUAUGCUUGUUGGAACGCCUUUAGAUCAACAGUAACAUUUUUUUAAUUCGAUUCAAUGCAAUGAUGGCUAGGUACAAUUUGCACUUGACAAAAAGCACCUGGGUUAUUCAACUAGGUGCACAAGUGGUAAUUCCCAACAUCUUUAUCAAUUUUCUGGGGUAGUCCAGUUGACUCUCGCUAUUGUUAUUAAAAACAGUAAGCUCCUAAAUUUCUAGCUACCAGCUGCAAGUAUCUGGUUAAUAAAAAGUAUACUUGUGUAAAGUCGAAGUGCAAUCUGUACAAAAACAUUCCUGUGUCUUGUUUGAAAGCUUGUAAAAAUAGCGUGUACGAUGUACUUAACUUCUGGAUGGACAUUACAUGUAUACCCUGCGUAGACAAAGCUAAAACUAACUAAAAAUUACAUUGGUCCAGUUACUUUUGUGAUUACCAUUGGCAUGGAGGGAGACCUCCAUGCAAUACACCGAUCCAUUAGGCUCUGCCCAUGGCGCAUGUGUGAGCAAGAACACGCGAGCCUCUCCAAUGCCAUUCUGCACAACUUUGCUGCACGCGCCAAGCAUAUGCGUACGCAUGUCAGACCUUAUAGUGUCUGACUUUUAGUUGUGCAAUGGGUUGUGAUUGUCAAUACGCAGUGGGGCGGAGCUUAAUGGAUCCGUCUAUUAGUUACAACACAAGUGUGUGUCCAUAUUAAGGUCUACCAAUGUACGGCACCAUAAAUAAUACAAUGGCAAAUUGUGCAUCAAACCUUAGAACAGAAUUGACCAUUGUACAUAGUAAUUUGCUUUUGUUUGUUAUUGUUUCCAUUAGAUUUUUUAUUUAACCUUAAAAGAAAGUUUUGUUUGUGGAGUGAAUGUAAGUGUGAACAUUAGGCAAUAACAGUAUGAGGAGCCAUUUGUCAAUGAAUUAUGGAGGUUUGUAAGUUUCUUAAGCAUUUCUUGUCUGCUUAUCUUAAAUUGUUUGGUAUUUUUCUUAACUUGCUUAAAUUUUUAACCUUUGUAAAGCACCCCAAGACCCUUUUAGAGACCCUGGGUUAAGGGCGCUAUAUAAAAGCACUUUUAACAAUAUUUCUUGCUUUUUUAAGACUGCCUUCUCACUCUGUUACUGCCAUUAAUACAUACCUUUAAAUAAAAAACAGUACAAAUCAUAAGAAUUUUCAAUUUCUCUUUUUUCGAUCUUGCUUGAUAGGGAGGAGGGGGGGGGGACUUAGCCCCUGAAAACCGCCUGCAAGUGCUCAAAUGUUUUUUACAAGUAUGGGCUGAGCAGUCACUUUGGGUAAGGCAAUCAGUGGUGAUUUUCAGCGCUUCCCUUCCAGGGGUUUGUACCCAGAGGUGUCGAAGUGGUGCGCUGUCCGUAGUAACGAAGCAUGGCCUGAUGUAGACUUGAUUUCAAGUCUCAGAUCGCGGUUAUUCUUCUGCAUCUCAGCCACGAAAAAUGCCCCCACAUAUUAGCUAUCACUCGCAAUCUAUACUAGGGCUAAAUGAUGGAGGUUGAUUGCAAGAGGGUGCUGUUUGUAGCGGCUAUCAGGACGACUUUAAGCCACGAUCAAAGACUUGGAACCAAGUCUAGGCCUGAUGAUGACUUGUUGAACAUGGCAUCAUCUUUAAACUUCUGAGACUAUCCAUAAGCGGCCUUGUUACCAUGGGCAGCUUUCUGUAAAUCACUGAAAAUCGCCGCUGAUCUUCUAGUCAUGCGCGUCACUUGCCAAGUUAAAUAUUCGCACAACGAAUUAUUUAUAUUUUUCAUAAAGACUUGGCUAUAAUAGGCAGGACUGAAAGCACAGAAUGGUAUUGCUAAGCAGAAUCUGGUGCAGCCCAAAUUAUAAGUUAGUUUAGGUUUGCAUGGUUAAAAUGAACCCGGUCUAUAAAUAAAAAUAAACAAACAUAGGGAGACAAUAAUCACUUGCAUAGUGUUCAUUCAGAGUUUUAUUAUUAAGACUAUAGUAUGCUUGAUCACAUGCCUGUACAGUGCAAGAAAAUCAAAUGAUGAAAUUGGACAUAGUUUAAUCAAAAUUUGACGUCCAAAGUUUUUAAAUAAGCCCAGCUCAAAUAGCUUUGUUGAGUUUAUUUUGCAAAAUUGAAUGUUUCUCUAUGUUUUACAAUAGCAAAAAUAGUUGAACAACCUGAGAUUCAACCUGAAUCAUCUUUCUACACUCAUCUUUCUACACUCCCUUGAAAAGGCAUUUGAAGUAAAAAAAAAAAAAUUUUCUGUGGACUGGAAAACCAAUUAUGGUUUCCAUUACUC
Asterias rubens (European starfish) is the source of this 3414-nucleotide messenger RNA. RefSeq names its product thioredoxin domain-containing protein 9-like. The record is from RefSeq and is a predicted model, not a curated record. Gene Ontology annotation, cellular component: cytoplasm. Gene Ontology annotation, biological process: microtubule cytoskeleton organization. NCBI's taxonomy places the organism in Eukaryota, Metazoa, Echinodermata, Asteroidea, Forcipulatida, Asteriidae. The transcript is spliced from 3 exons. Bases 248 to 907 code for a protein of 219 amino acids.